This is a messenger RNA of Didymodactylos carnosus, 970 nucleotides long. The record is from the annotation of a GenBank genome assembly. NCBI's taxonomy places the organism in Eukaryota, Metazoa, Rotifera, Eurotatoria, Philodinida, Philodinidae.
AGUAAAGUAUUGCACCAUAAUUUAUUAUAGACAAAACACACGAUUUAUAAAUAAUUUCUAAAACAUUCUUCAUUAAAGUUCGUUGAUGAUAUUUCAUUAAACCCACAAUAGAAGAUGUCUUAACACUGGCUUUAUUUACAUGAGAAUUCCAUGCAAGAUCAAGUGCAAUUGUUCAGCCUAAAUACUUAACUUCCUCAUGUUCUCUGAUCGAUGAGCCGUGUAAUCGAAGAGGUGGUAAUGUUACUGCUGUAUUGCGAUUAUACCUGUUAGAAAAAGUUAUUGAUUCACAUUUUUUGGGAUUAAGAGGUAUAUACCAUCUUUCAGACCAGUCCUGCACUUGUAUCAGAGCUUUAUUCAUAACAUUACUACAUAUCAAAGAAUUAGGAUGAUGAUAAAUGAGUAUAACAUCGUCAGCAAACUAGAGAUGUGCAACCCGUACCCGUACUCGACCCGAUCCAAAGGCUGGGUACGGGUUAGAUUUUUUUAGACUAUACCCGAGGAAAUCUAAUGUUAUUCGUUCGCUUUAGUCUCGAAGUUAUAAAUCAAAUAAGAAAAUAUAUAACAAACUGACAUAUUCAUUUUUCUGUGAGGUGCAUAUGAUGAAAUAAAUGAAUAUAUUAAAACAAAAUUCAUUUAUCCAAAAGGUGGAAAUAUUUUAACGUGGUGGAAAGAUCGUUCAAUAAUUUAUAAACAAUUGUCACGUUUAGCACUAUCAUUAUUAGCAAUUCCAGCCAGCUCAGCCACAGCUGAACGAAUAUUUAGUGAAACAGGAAGAAUAUUAGAGGCUCGAAGACAAUUAUUAAGUCCAGAAUCUGUUGAUUCUCUGAUAAAGUUACAUAUAUGUAUUGUUUUAGCACGUUUGCGUUUUCGGGUACGAGUACGGGUCGGGUACGGGUACGGGUACUACGGUGCGGGUAAAAAUGAAAUUUUCGAGUCGGGUACCGAAUUUGAUCUACAAGAAUCUCGUUAA